AUGAUCUCCUGGCAAGAAUGGCAUUUAACUGAUACGGAAGCUUUUCCUAAACUCCGCACUCUUCGCAUUCAUGAUUGUCCCAAAUUAAUUGGAAAUUUACCGCCCCAACUUCCUUCUUUAGAGUUUCUGGAAAUUGAAGAAUGUCCACAACUUGCUUCUUCUAUCCCAAAGUGUCCAAACAUUCGCGAGUUAGUUAUCAUUCGAAGUCAAAAUGUAGUGUUGCAAGAGCAAGAAUUAGCACCUUCCCUACGCAGUCUAGCAGUUUCUGGUGCGCGCAUGUUGGAGCCUCUGUCUGAAAAGUUGCAUAUUCAAGAUUUAUAUGUCGGGGAUUGUUCUAAUAAUGCGGUGCCACUUUCAGUGAUUAUUCAUAUGCCCCGAUUAGUGGAACGGCUAGUUAUAAGAGAUUGUGAAAAUCUCAAGUUUGUUUUGGUUUCAGAGGCACGUCUUCAUCUCCGAAGGAUCUCCAUUUAUAAUUGCAAGUUUCUGACGUCCUUGUUUGAUGACAUGGAACGUCUUCUUCCAACUUUAAAAGAACUAUGCAUAUCAUAUUGCCCAGAAAUGGAGCCAUUUUCAGCAGGGUUGUUACCAUCCAGAUUAAAACGACUUGAGAUAAGAAACUGUGACAAGUUGUUAUCAAGUCAGACAGAAUGGCAUCAUCUUCCAAAUAUCACCGAGCUUCGCAUAUCCACUGAUUCUGACACAUUGCAUUGCACAGGGCUUCAACAUCUAACGUCUCUUCAAGAACUACAAAUUUGGGAUUCUCCCAACCUUGAGAAAUUAGAAGGAGGAACGAUGCCUCCUUCUCUACAAAGGCUCCACAUUUGGGAUUGCGGGCUUCUUAAAGAACGAUGCCGCAACAAGGAUGGGGAAAUUUGGCCCAAAAUCUCCCACGUUCCACACGUCAGUUUACAUGACACGGAUUCAAGGCUGGAUGCAAACACUAAUGAGAUGCAUCGAUAUUCAGAUUCAGUGAAAUGUACAGGGAAUCAAGAGGGAGAUAUUACGAACACCAUGCUUCAACCUUAUUGGGGUUCAGAAAUUUUGAAAGAUGGCGGUUAUACGGGUAGAACAUUUCCAAGUUGGUCAGGAGGUCGCUCGUACAAUCACUUGAUUGAGUUGUACCUGACUAAUUGCGACAACUGUCGGAGAAUUCCUGCCCUUGGCCAACUACCUGCUCUGAGAUCCUUGACUAUUUCAGAUUUACGAAAUGUGGUGACUGUGGGUUCUGAGUUUUUAAAGGGACAUGAUUGUUCUUUACUCGUACCGUUUCCAUCCCUUGAAACUCUUUCCAUUGAAGAUAUGGCUUUCUGGCAAGAAUGGCACUCUAUUGAUAUGGAAGCCUUUCCCAAACUCCGCGCUCUUUUCCUUUAUAAUUGUUACAAAUUAAUUGGAAACUUACCUCCUCAACUUAUUUCUUUGAAGUGUCUGGUAAUUGAAGGAUGUCCACAACUUGCUUCUUCUAUACCAAAGUGUCCAAGUAUUGACGAGUUAGCUAUAAUCAGAAGUCGAAAUGUAGUGUUGCAAGAGCAAGAAUUACCACCUUCCCUACGCCAUCUAACAAUUUCAGGUAAGCGCAUGCUGGAGCAUCUGUCUGAAAAGUUGCAUCUUGAAAAAUUGACCGUGCGGGAUUGUUCUGAUGCGGUGCCGCCUCCAGUGAUUCAUGUGCCCCCAUCAGUGGAACAGCUAUUUAUAGAAGAAUGUGAAAAUCUCAAGUUUGUUUUGGUUUCGGAGGCACCUCUUGUUCAUCUCCAAAGCAUUUCCAUUUGCAAUUGCAAGUGUCUGACGUCCGUGUUUGAUGACAUACAAUGUCUUCUCCCAAAUUUGAAAGAGCUAAGCAUCGAAAAAUGUCCAGAAAUGGAGCUGUUCUCACCGGGGUGCUUACCAUCCAGUUUAAAACAACUUGAGAUAACAGCCUGUGACAAGUUAUUAUCAUGUCAUACGCAAUGGCAUCACCUUCCCGCUAUCACUGAGCUUGUCAUCUGCACUCAAUCUCAGACAUUGCAUUGCACAGGGCUUCAACAUCUAACCUCUCUUCAAGAACUACGAAUUUGGGAUUGUCCCAGGCUUGAGAAAAUAGAAGGAGGAAUGAUGCCUCCUUCCCUGCAAAGGCUCCUCAUUUGGAGGUGCUCGCUUCUCGAAGAACAAUGUCGCAACAAGGAUGAGGAAAUUUGGCCCAUUAUCUCCCACGUUCCACAAAUCCGCUUAAACGGCAUGGAUUUAAUAAGGAGGAGGAAGGCAGAAGUCCAUGUAGAUGGGGCUUUCUCAUACUUACUUCAUUCUGUCGGCUGUGGGAGCCUAGUCAAGUCGAUGAAGGGAGAAAUUGUUGAGUCGUUCAUGCGUAGGGUUGAGGAGGAAGGGGACAGCUCCGUGGCGGAGCUUUGGCUGGGGGUGCCUCAUGGGACUCCGCCGUGCCUGGGAUGA
Messenger RNA from Neltuma alba, 2421 nucleotides. RefSeq names its product putative disease resistance protein At3g14460. The transcript is spliced from 4 exons. The record is from RefSeq and is a predicted model, not a curated record. Lineage: Eukaryota; Viridiplantae; Streptophyta; Magnoliopsida; Fabales; Fabaceae. The coding region runs from base 1 to 2421 and encodes 806 amino acids.